GAGAUACUCAACGUCCUGAACAAUGACCCGACUCGAGCCGUUGCCAAAGACAUUUUGUACGGACCUCGUCUCAACAACGAGUAUCGCUUCAAGCAAGUGAAAGGCUCGCUGAGGUACCAGCUCUACAUCAAACACUACGCGGUGAGCCGCAAUCAAGUCGUCUUUCCGUUCGUUAAGCAGACCGAGCAGAUGAAGGUCGAUGGGGGGCCAGAGCAGCAGAUUACUGACGUCGGGGUCCGUGCGCUUUCGAGGCGCCGUCUGAACUCCCGCAAGCAAAUGGCCGUCGUGAUCAACUACUGCCAGAGCCUCCUGCAAGAGGGCGUGCUGGAGGACACGCGAGGCCGGAUGCAGGCGGUGGAAACAGAUGCCCCCCACCACUACUCCAUGAUCGGCGGUGCGACGCUGGCGGGGGCCUUUUACAUGGCAUGCGAACAAGAUCCGAGCAAUGAGCACGUGAAGAGGAUUAUUUCGGAAGGCUUCUCUGGGGUCAACAUCUGGAUCAAGUCGAUGCCGCCAGACUCCAUCGAGUGGUUCAAGAACGAAGCCAAUCGCUGGCACCGCGGGUCGGCCUUCAACUUGGUGGAGAUUCUGAUGGAGAUGCCGAAGGCGGAGGCGCAAUGGGCUGCCCACCGGACGAAGCACGACAUUACCGUUAGGAGCUGCCCUUCCUCAGGUGAGUUCCGCUAUGAGAAGGUCUACCAGAGGCUCAUCAAAGAAAACUUCCCACGGAAAUUCAAAAAAUGGUUCCAGUGCGAUAAUACUAAGACGGCGGUCCACAUGAUGAACGACUGCCCGGCGUUGGACGAGUUCCUCAAGUUCGCAGAAGACGAGUGCGAUUUCACCAACUCGAACCUCAACGACGGGAUAGUCGCGACCCUGCUCAGGGAGAUCUGCGUCAUUCUCGACAAGAACUUCAAAGGCUACCUGCAGAAGGAUAUGCAUACCUCUGUCAUGGUCGAGCUGGUCAAGUUCACCAUUCCGUUGCUGGAGAGGCCCGGUCGCCGUUCGACCCCGUGGAUCUUCCGCGAGCCGGGGCGCGAGGAUCUUCUCAGGCGCUUGCUCUGCCCGAUGGCCAGCCUCAGCAAAGUGCGCCAGAAGUUCGAGGCGGCGUCGAAGAAGAGGAAGGCCCAGACCGAGGACGUCGAGGGGGGGGCGGCUGCGCCCAAAACCAAGGCAAAAGCCAAGGGGAAGGCUAAGGGCAAGGCCAAGGUCAAAGCAAGCCCAGCAAUCCUGUGUGCAAAUGAGGACUUGAGCCUCAGCAGCGUGCCCGGCCGCGACAGGGUCUUCCUGGAUGAUUUGGCGGCGCGCGUGGAGUUCCCCCUGAAGUACGUCAGCGCGAACAAGAUCGACUGGGCAUCCGUGCGCCGUCAGCUGAGCAUUGGCCUCGAGUUCUGCUUCGUGGGCACCGCCGCGCUCAACGGCAAGGACUUCGCGGCGUGGAGUGCGAUGAGGCCAGCCACGCAGCAGGAGAUCAUCGAAGCCCACGUGGCGGUCUACAGGGAGCAGGCGCCGUCUGCUGUCAGCGACGCUGCAUCUUCCUCCGAGGUCGCCGACGCAGUGGUCGCGAUGCUCGGGCAAGAGACAGACGUGCCCUCCUCGGUCCCCGAUGAGCUCCAGAACGAGAAGGUGGACGCUGUGAUUGGAGAGUUCAAGGAUCAGUCAUUCAUCCUGUCACUGAGCAACUUCCUGAACACAAACAAUUUGAAGCUUAAGGGUUCGAUUCGUCCAGCGUUCGCGUCCAUUCAACACGAAGUGGGCAGACGGAUUGCUGAGAAUGAUGGUGCAACUGCCUCACCUAAGCAACUUACUUCGAGGGCCCUUCUCUUCAUCGUGUUCGAGGUGGCGUCAGAAGUGUUCCCGAAGCGCACGUUCGAGUUCGUCUGGGGGGUCUGCGAGCUUGCCGCGGCUAACAAGACCACGCCUGUGAACCUACUCUCCUACGGCACCAUCGAGGACAGCGACGCCUUGGCGAAGGUCAUGUCUCUCAGGGUUUGCUACCUUCGCGAGAUCUUGGAUGCCAUGGCGUCUGGGGCGCACCGCGUGACGGUUGAAGACCGCGGUGCGUGCGUCAAGGAGACCAGCAACCGCAUCGCAGACGUCGGAGCUAUGGAUUGCGCCUUGGGCAGCAGCGAGGGGGAGAAAUGGGUCGACAGCCGCGCCAACGUUAACUCGGUCUUCGUGGGCAGCUAUUCGGCAUCGGACCUCGACAGAGUUCUCCUCCAACACAAGGGCGGCGACUCUGAGUCUCAGGCUUCGGCCGCGGUUGAGACGGCGCAGGGUUCGACGGUCAAGGCGGGGGCGGGCGAGACGCAGAAGAAGGACGAGCAGAAGUCCGAGAUGAAGUCCGAGCAGAAAUCCGAUGAGGAUGAGUGGUUAUCGAUCUCUACGCUCCGUUUGAAUAUGUCGAGGAUCUCGAGCCAGGGAGCCACCGGCGCCGUCAUCGAGGUCUUCGUGAAGACGCUUGCGGGGUGGCUGUUCGCGAAUACCAAUGGCGUCUUCAACGCCAAGACUGAGGACAAGGACAAGGAGACAAAGACUGUGAGUUUCAGGCCAGACGCGCGCUUGGACUGCGUCAAGAUCGCCCCCAAGGUGAAACCCAUCAAGAUCAAAGUGGAGCAGAUGCCUAAACAUCUGCGCCUCAGCUUUUGCGGCCGUGUCUCGCAGACGCCCGCGGUCGGAGCCCUCCCGCUGUGCGAGGCCUUCGGCACGAAGUUCUACGUCUCUGCGGGCAAUGGCGAGUGCGAGAACGUGGAUGCCGCCGACACCCUGUGCCCAGCUUGGCUGGUGAGGCAGAUGACAAAGGGCCAGGCGGCGACGACGGAGGUCGUGACGUCGACUGUCCCCUUCGAGUUCAAGUACUCCGCCGGCGUUCCGAUCCUGACCAAAGUCUCCGUCAGACUCUUCAGCCUGGUUCCCGACAAGGACUGGGUCGCGACAUCUACGGAGCUGGUGCGCCCUAAGAUCAACGAGCAGAUAUCGAAGGAGUCCAUCGGGCCGUCCACCAAGACCAAGACACCUGACGAUGAGAAAGCCCACGCCCUCAAGGAGCUGAAGGCCCAGUGGAAAUGGUGCAGCCACCUCUUCAAGUAG
This is a messenger RNA of Prorocentrum cordatum, 3090 nucleotides long. The record is from the annotation of a GenBank genome assembly. Lineage: Eukaryota; Dinophyceae; Prorocentrales; Prorocentraceae.